This is a messenger RNA of Fusarium tjaetaba, 903 nucleotides long. RefSeq names its product alcohol dehydrogenase. The record is from RefSeq and is a predicted model, not a curated record. Gene Ontology annotation, cellular component: cytosol. The coding region runs from base 1 to 903 and encodes 300 amino acids. Gene Ontology annotation, molecular function: aldose reductase (NADPH) activity; oxidoreductase activity, acting on NAD(P)H as acceptor. The transcript is spliced from 3 exons. NCBI's taxonomy places the organism in Eukaryota, Fungi, Ascomycota, Sordariomycetes, Hypocreales, Nectriaceae.
AUGGGUUCCAUCAAUACUGCUCCGACUCUACCCACCAUCAGGCUCAACGAUGGAAACGAGAUCCCAAUGAUAGCGUACGGUCUAGGAACCGCAAACUUCAAGAAGGGAGGAAGAACAGACUAUGAUGAGAACGCGUUCAACUAUACAUUGACUGCCAUAAAGAGUGGCUUUUAUCAUCUUGACGGGGCUUCAACGUACGGAAAUGAGGAGGAGCUCGGUGCAGCUAUCAGAGCAUCCAACGUGCCGCGGGAAAAGCUGUACGUUGUCACCAAGCUCAACGGCUGGAAGAAGCAAGACGUACAGAGCGCUUUUGAUACUUCGCUGAAGAAACUUGGGCUUGAUUAUGUGGACUUGUACCUCAUUCAUGCUCCAUUCUUCGCGGAGAGGCCUCAAGAUUUACAAGAGGCUUGGGCUAUCCUCGAAUCUAUCAAAGAGUCUGGAAAGGCCAAGUCAAUUGGCGUUUCUAACUUCAUACAAGAGCACCUCGAGACCAUCCUUGCCACAGCAAAAAUUCCACCAGCAAUCAACCAAAUCGAAUACCACCCCUAUCUGCAGCAUGGUAAUCUCAUAGAGUACCAUCGCAAGAACAACAUAGCUCUAUCGGCCUAUGCGCCACUAACAGCUAUUAUACGUGCCAGGCCAGGCCCCGUAGAUGCUCUGUACGCGAAUCUGGCAAAGAAGUAUGGUGUCACUGAAGGGGAUAUUGCGCUGCGCUGGUGUAUUGACCAGAACAUCGUGGUGAUCACGACGAGUUCGAGCGAAGAGAGGUUGAAGAGCUAUAUGAGGAAUGUGUGGAGUUUUAAGCUGACGGCUGAGGAGAUUGAGGGCAUCGCGAUGAUGGGCAAGCAGAAGCACUUCAGGGCGUUCCAGAAUCAGUUUAUUGCGGAAGGGGAUUGGCGAUAG